AUGGCUAAAGAAGACCAAAAAGAGCUUCCAAAUAACACACGGCUUCCCGAGUUAGGGUCAAUUAUCGAUAUCGGCGGCACUCGCUCCAUGCCUGCUAUAACUAAAGAGCUACUCCUGCACGAACCUGCGGGCAGGCGUAUCCUGUCUGUCGUGACUCUAUCAGACUACCCCGGACUUCAGCUCUGGUCCAAAUUAACACAUACUCCAACGUACUACCAGACGUCGGAUGAAAUACUUUUGUUGCAAAAGUAUGCGGUGGAGAUAAGUAGUUCCAUUGUGCCGGGGUCGGUGAUUGUGGAUAUUGGGAGUGGUGGACUACGAAAAGUCAUGCCGUUACUAGACGAGGUAGAAGCUCGACAGAUGACAGUAUUCUACUUUGCCCUAGACCUUUGCAGAGAAUGGUUGGAAGACGAUCUGAAAGCCCUGACAUCGAGGUAUACCCAUGUGCAAUGCUUCGCUCUCUGGGGCAGUUUCACAGAUGGAUUGGAAUGGAUCAAACAAUUCAAUGGUCCCAAAGUCUUCCUCUCCUUGGGAUCAACUUUGUGCAACAACAUAAUCCCUGUUGCUUCCAAGGGCUUAAAACUCUGGGCUGAUGCUAUGGUCCCGGGGGAUGUUAUGCUACUUGGGUAUGAUUGCAAUCUUGAUGAGGAAAAAGUGAGGGAGUCUUAUAUUGCCCCCGAAGGGAAGUUUGAUGAUUUCAUCCGACAUGGGAUGGAGCAUUCGAACUCAUUGCUUGAGAGGGAUUGGUAUAGACCUGAAGAUUGGGAGUUGUUCCGAGAAGCGGAGUUUCAGAAUGAGCCACAGGCCUUGGUGCAUCGGUUUGUUUUUAGGGCUCAAAGAGAUGUGAAGGAUGAAGUAUUGGGAGUGGAUUUUAAGCAAGGUGAUAGGAUUAUUUGCUAUGAAUCGUUCAAGUAUCCUCCCAGUGUUCUGCAACAACAGUUUAGCUUGGCUGGACUUCAGGAGAAGGCAUCUUGGAAGUCGCCAGUCUCUGAUAUUUAUGAAUUUCUUUUGGUGAAGGACUAG
Messenger RNA from Orbilia oligospora ATCC 24927, 1023 nucleotides. RefSeq lists its product as uncharacterized. The record is from RefSeq and is a predicted model, not a curated record. The transcript is spliced from 4 exons. Bases 1 to 1023 code for a protein of 340 amino acids. Lineage: Eukaryota; Fungi; Ascomycota; Orbiliomycetes; Orbiliales; Orbiliaceae. Gene Ontology annotation, molecular function: methyltransferase activity.